Haplochromis burtoni (Burton's mouthbrooder) is the source of this 1080-nucleotide messenger RNA. Its product is annotated as C-type lectin domain family 4 member M-like. The transcript has 4 exons. The coding region runs from base 28 to 594 and encodes 188 amino acids. The record is from RefSeq and is a predicted model, not a curated record. Lineage: Eukaryota; Metazoa; Chordata; Actinopteri; Cichliformes; Cichlidae.
CAGCAGCUGAAAGCAGAGAAGCAGUCCAUGAGUGAAGAAGUUCAGCGGCUGAAAGCAGAGAAGCAGCAACUGAACAAAACAUAUGAAUACACUACUGCAAUCCCAACGGUGACAAUGUGGAACACAACGAGUGAUAUAACUGUUCAUAACAGUUCUAUUUCAUGGAUGUGGAUGUCCCACUAUCGCCGAAGGAGGCAGCUUGAGCCUUGCCAGAGAGGAUGGCUCCAAUUCAAGUCCAGCUGCUACGUGACCAGUAACCAUGACUCUCUGGAUCAGAAGACCUGGGAAGGAGCUCGAGAUGACUGCAGAGGAAGGAAUUCAGAAUUGGUUGUUAUAGAAAGUCCAGAGGAACAGGACUUCGUCUAUAGCAGCUUAAUUCGGUUGGGAGCCAGUGACUACUGGACUGGCUUGAGGGUCAAAAGUGGCAGCUGGAACUGGGUUGAUGGACGUAAUCUGACUAAGCACUACUGGAUACAACCACCAGCUGACAACGAGGGCUGUGUGAUUUCUGUCAGAGGGACCAGUGGGUGGAAAGCUGUGAGCUGUGACAUCAAAAAUUCUUGGAUAUGUGAACAGGGCGCUCUGUCUGGUUAAAUAUUUCUCCUAAACCAGAGCAUAUAAGGGUAUUUACUCUAUAUAAGGCAAUACUGAUUGACUCAAACAUACUGCACAGAAAUAUGAAGAUAUAUGCUUUGAUAUUUAAUCGUAAUAUAUGAAAGAUGAUUUGAAUCCUUUAUAGAAACUGUACUCUGUCUAUUAAUAAAACAUGAUUUUUAUUUCAUAAGUAUAUGCUAAUAUAUUGUUUGAAUUAUAUACAUGUAACUGUAUUUUUUCCUGAUUGCCAUUUAAUGGCACUUGGAGGAUAAUGCCUGAUGACUUGCGUUUGUGCUUUCAGCCUAUAUUCGUUAUUCCUUGAAGAUUUCUCAGGCAGAGACACUGAACAAUCUGUGAGGAAUACCAGUUUAAUCCCGUUUACCUGUGAAUAAGGCUAGAUCUGCAAGGUCAUAAUACAAUGGGAGAGAGAGUUUGGCAAGAGACACAUUUUUUUUUUUCGUUUUUGGAAUUUUGGGGCAUUUUAAG